AUGUCUGAGGCUCCACGCACUGACCAGCUGGCUCACGACGAGGAGAAGGGCCAGUCCAAUCAUCUAGAGAAGCAUGAAAGCCAUAUUUCUGCAGCGAGAGAUGGCACAGGCGCUCGCAGCAAGACCAACCCAGCCGAGAUCAGGCUUGUUCGCAAGCUCGAUUGGGUCAUCCUCCCCAUGCUCUGGAUCAUGUAUUGGUUCAACUAUCUUGAUCGAAAUGCCAUCACCGUCGCUAGGUUGGAUAACUUGGAGGAAGAGCUUAACCUCUCUUCCACAGAGUAUCAGACAUGUGUUUCUAUCCUCUUUGUGGGAUAUAUCCUCGGGCAGAUUCCAUCGAACAUGCUCAUGACUCGUCUUCGACCCUCCCUCUUCAUGUCCGGAGCCAUGGCACUCUGGGCUGUCGUGAGCACCCUCACCGCCAUCGCAAAGGACUUCAAGGGCCUCCUCCUCACUCGUUUCUUCCUCGGCAUCACCGAAGCCCCCUUUUACCCCGGCGCCCUCUACAUGCUCUCGAUUUUCUAUACUCGCAAGGAAAUUGCCACUCGAAUCUCGAUCCUCUUCACAGCCAACAUCUGCGGAACGGCAUUUGCCGGGCUCAUUGCCAUAGGAGUCUUUGAGAUGAGCGGCGUAGCAGGCCUUUCUGGGUGGCGAUGGCUCUUCAUACUCCAAGGCAUAAUCACCUUUGUCAUCUCGGUCAUGUCAGCCUGGAUCCUCCCAGACGAACCCAUCAACACCCGCUGGCUCUCCGAGGAAGAGAGGGAACUAGCCCACUCGCGAGUCGCGGCCGACACGGUGCAGAUCAAAACCAACACGACAACUUGGGCUGGCCUCAUCGACGCCUGCCGGGAUCCUCGGCUCUGGGUUCUCAUCUUCAUGCAACAUUUUCAUAUGGCCGCCAGCAAUUUCAAGAACUUUUUCCCAACCAUCGUGGGCACGUUGGGCUUUGGUCGAAAUGUCACCCUUGCUUUGACUUGCCCGCCGUAUAUCGUCUCGGGAAUUGUAUGCAUUGCAUGGGCUGCCAACUCUGGUCGAAUGAAUGAGAGGACUUGGCACAUCACCGUUGCCAAAGUCAUUGCCGUCUUUGGCUUCAUCCUUGCUUGCACCACCAUGAACGUAGGCGCUCGCUACUUUGCAAUGUGCGCAUUUGCAAGCGGCGUCUACGCUUGCAACAGUGUCAUCCUCGGCUGGGUCUCCAGUACAUGCGGCCAAACCAAGGAGAAGAAGGCCAUCUCCCUCGCUAUAGUGAACACAAUCGCCUCGCUGAGUCCCAUUUACACGCCUUAUCUGUGGCCCAAGUCGGAUGAACCUAGGUAUACCAUUGCCAUGUCGAGCAGUGCUGCGUUUUCUGCUGCUUCGGCGUUGUUGGCUUGGCUUAUGAGGUGGAUGUUGAUUCGUGAGAACCGCAAGAUCAGACGGGAGAACAACGAGGAGAGGCUCUUUUAUGCCUACUAA
Fusarium falciforme is the source of this 1452-nucleotide messenger RNA. RefSeq names its product MFS domain-containing protein. The transcript has 4 exons. Gene Ontology annotation, molecular function: transmembrane transporter activity. NCBI's taxonomy places the organism in Eukaryota, Fungi, Ascomycota, Sordariomycetes, Hypocreales, Nectriaceae. Gene Ontology annotation, cellular component: membrane. Gene Ontology annotation, biological process: transmembrane transport. The record is from RefSeq and is a predicted model, not a curated record. Bases 1 to 1452 code for a protein of 483 amino acids.